Phytophthora sojae is the source of this 516-nucleotide messenger RNA. RefSeq lists its product as hypothetical. The record is from RefSeq and is a predicted model, not a curated record. The annotation marks the transcript as partial. The transcript has a single exon. NCBI's taxonomy places the organism in Eukaryota, Oomycota, Peronosporomycetes, Peronosporales, Peronosporaceae.
UUGGCCGCCUCGGCCAGCGCACACAGCAAGAUGUCGCUGCCUAAGCCCACGUGGGUCUUCGAGGAAGGCACCAACAGUCCGGCAGGAACAGUCGACAGCUCCAACGUCCUGCCAGCGCCCGAAGGAAUGGGCUACGAGGGAGACCCGCUGUCCAACACGGAGGCGUACUGGACGGCCUUCAACGCGAGCAGCUACACGUCGCUCAAGGACCUCGUGUGGAAGAACGAGGUGGUCAACACCGACUCGCUUUACGGCACAGCCACGAUCGAGAGCGGAUUCUCCUGGACCAACGGCACGGCGCGCGACUUGCCUGACCAAGUUGAAUGGGACAAGCUUACGGAAGGCCACGAUGGUCCUUUAGAAAUAUGGUGCGACGAUGUGCUCGCAUUCUCGGACCAGAAUGCUGCGGUCAACUACCCGGGCAGUCCAGCUACAUUCCCGUACGACAAGGCUGCUUGCGAGGGGAAGUCAAGGCUGACUACAAUCUGGAUGGCGCUGCACUCGCCUCCAUGGCAA